AUGGCGGCGGCGGUAGCGGCCCCACUCGCCGCCGGGUGUGAGGAGGCGACGUCCCCAACCUCCGUUCCAGGUUCUCUGGGUCUGCCUGGUAGCCGCAGUGCAGAGCGAGCCCUAGAGGAGGCCGUGGCCACUGGGACCUUGAACCUAUCUAAUCGGCGCUUGAAGCACUUCCCCAGGGGCGCGGCCCGAAGCUACGACCUGUCAGACAUCACCCAGGCUGACCUGUCCAGGAACCGGUUCCCCGAGGUGCCAGAGGCAGCAUGCCAACUGGUGUCCCUGGAGGGCCUGAGCCUCUACCACAAUUGCCUGAGAUGCCUGAACCCAGCUUUGGGGAAUCUCACAGCCCUCACCUACCUCAACCUCAGUCGAAACCAGCUGUCAUCGCUGCCCUCCUACAUCUGCCAGCUGCCCCUGCGGGUGCUGAUUGUCAGCAACAACAAACUGGGAGCCCUGCCCCCUGACAUCAGUGCCUUGGGAAGUCUGCGACAACUUGACGUGAGCAGCAAUGAGUUGCAGUCCCUCCCAACAGAGCUGUGCAGCCUCCUUUCCCUAAGGGAUCUCAACGUCAGGAGGAACCAGCUCAGCACCCUGCCUGAUGAGCUGGGGGACCUUCCUCUGGUCCGCCUGGAUUUCUCCUGCAACCGUGUCUCCCGCAUCCCGGUCUCCUUCUGCCGCCUCCGACACCUGCAGGUCAUUUUGCUGGAUAGCAAUCCCUUGCAGAGCCCACCUGCCCAGAUCUGCCUGAAGGGGAAACUUCACAUCUUCAAGUACUUGUCAACAGAGGCUGGGCGGCGUGGUGGGUCUGCAUUGGGAGACUUGGCCCCUUCUCGCCCCCCAAGUUUCAGUCCCUGCCCAGCAGAGGAUUUAUUUCCGGGACGUCGUUAUGAUGGUGGGCUGGACUCUGGCUUCCACAGUGUUGACAGUGGCAGCAAGAGAUGGUCUGGAAAUGAGUCAACAGAUGAAUUUUCUGAGCUGUCCUUCCGAAUCUCGGAACUGGCACGGGAGCCUCGGGGACCCAGGGAGCGGAGGGAGGAUAACUCUGCUGACGGAGACCCUGAGCAGAUUGACUUCAUUGACAGCCACGUCCCGGGGGAGGACGAAGAGCGAGGUGCUGCUGAGGAGCAGCGGCCACCAGAAUUAAGCCCUGCGGCAGGGGAUGGGGAGAAGGCAUCAAGCAGCAGGCGGGAGGAACUGGCAGGGGAGGAGCGGCGUCGCCCUGACACCUUGCAGUUGUGGCAGGAGCGGGAGCGGAGACAGCAGCAGCAGCAGAGUGGAGUGUGGGGGGCUCCCAGGAAGGACAGUUUGCUGAAGCUGGGGAUCAAGGCUGCUGGUGGGGUUGCUGCUGCUCAAUCCACCUACAAUGGCACGCCGAAGCCUAGUGCUACUCAACUGGGAGCUUCAGGGGGACAGGGAGCCCCUGCCCCCGCCCCCACCCCCACCUCCCAGGAGCCCCUACCUGUAUCUGGACCAGCGACAGCGCCUGCUUCCCGGCCGCUGGGCUCCAUUCAGAGACCAAACAGCUUCCUCUUCCGUUCUUCCUCUCAGAGUGGCUCAGGCCCUUCCUCCCCAGACUCUGUCCUAAGACCUCGGCGGUCCCUGCAGCUUCUAGAUGAGAAGGAGCUGAUGACUCAGCUGCGCCAGGUCCUUGAGUCAAGGUUGCAGCAGCCCCUGCCUGAGGACCUGCCAGAGGCUCUGGCCAAUGGGGUCAUCCUCUGCCAGUUGGCCAACCAGCUACGGCCUCGCUCGGUGCCCUUCAUUCACGUGCCCUCACCUGCUGUGCCAAAACUCAGUGCCCUCUUGUCUCGGAAGAAUGUGGAGAGUUUCUUAGAAGCCUGUCGAAAAAUGGGGGUGCCUGAGGCUGACUUGUGCUCGCCCUCGGAUCUCCUCCAGGGCACCGCCCAGGGGCUGUGGACCACACUGGAGGCCGUGAAGCGGGUGGGGGACAGGACCCCUCCGCCUCUCUGGCCCCCCUCUGGUCUAGGCGGCUUCAUCUUCUUCUACGUGGUCCUCAUGUUGCUGCUCUAUGUCGUCUACACUUGGCUCCUGGGUUCCUAGGACCUGAAGUCAUCCCACCUCCUACCCCCUUGCCCUCACCCUAUUUCUAUUUAUGACUCCUGUGCAAACCUUGUCCUCCACCAGUGGUGCCUUCAGCCCCUACCAAAGACACUAGUGAACUCCCUCCCCUCACAAAUACUGACCUCAGAGGCCCCACUCUGGUGCCCCCAGAUCCUGGGCUCCCAGCCUCUGGCUACCCUCCUGAGGCCUAGCCCCACUCCCCUCCCUUCAGUGCUGACGGUGCCUUCGAGCCCUCCAUCCCUGCCUCUGCUCCCCCAGAGGGGGUGGAUUUUAACCCUUCUCCUGUGCCCUCCCCCCUGCCGCUUCAGGGGGCUAAAUUAUCUAUAUUUUGUAGAGAGAACUUUAUAUUUGUAGAGAUGCAGGCACCCAGGCUGGGUCCCUGACUCUUGUAUAAACUGUACAGUGGCUGUCUCUGUGUGUGUGUUUGCGUCUGCUCCCGCUGCAGCUGGGUCCAGUCCUGGCUGUGCCUCUUGGGCUCCCUGUGCCAGUCUGCCUACUACUCUAGCAUUUCCUUUUGGAAAUGACAGGUCUCACCCCUUUUCCACUCUCCCCAGCCUUUGCUCCCUGUGUAAUUUACCGUCUGUUAUGUGCUGGCAGCUUCCUUCUGUCUCAUUUGUCCCCAAGCUGGGGGCUUAUUAUCUAGGAUGCCCCAACUUGACCCCCAACAAUUUCAAGGUUCAGCCUGUCAGUCUCCUUUGCCCAGUCUUCUUUAGGGUGUCUCUUACCCCGCCCUCUGCCAAGGGCAGGGAACUGCAUGGAGAUGACCAAGGGAACUUAACCUGGGCCC
Messenger RNA from Condylura cristata (star-nosed mole), 2863 nucleotides. It is a transcript of the gene LRCH4, whose product is annotated as leucine-rich repeats and calponin homology (CH) domain containing 4. The record is from RefSeq and is a predicted model, not a curated record. Lineage: Eukaryota; Metazoa; Chordata; Mammalia; Eulipotyphla; Talpidae. Bases 1 to 2055 code for a protein of 684 amino acids. The transcript is spliced from 18 exons. Gene Ontology annotation, molecular function: protein binding.